UUGAGUAUAUUAACAGCAUCUUGCACAGUUUAAUAGUGUUGGAGUGUGGGUUAAUUCUCUACAUUGAAACCAUGAGGGCGAUUUGGGUUCUGCUUUUCGUUGGUCUCGCAGUCGCGAAUUCAAACACGCUUCCUGAAGAACCACCAGAUCUGUAUGAAGGAGACAUAAGGCCGGCUCCUGGAGACGAGUUCGACUACUCAAAUGAAGGGGAUGUUGAUGGGAACUCUGGGGCUUCAAAGAGAAACGCAAUCCGCAAUCGAGGCAGCCUCUGGUCGGGCCUCGUGGUUCCUUACGUCAUCGACUCCCAGCUUGAUGCAGAGGCUUCCGCUAUCGAGGCAGCCAUCACUCAAUUCAACGCAGCUAGCUGUCUAAAGUGGAAACCACGCACUGCUAACGAAUAUUACGUCAGGUUUAUCAAGGAUGUAGGAUGCUGGUCGUACGUUGGCAAAAUUGGGUUCUCCGACGGCUAUCAGAGCCUGAGUCUUGGUGAGGGUUGCACCACUUCGGUAGGCACCAUGCUCCACGAGAUGAUGCACGCAGUCGGAUUUUUCCACGCACAGUCACGAUCCGACAGGAACAACUACGUGGAAAUCAUGUGGGAGAACAUCCAAGACGGUAAGGAGCAUAACUUCAACAAGUAUAAUAAAUUUGACAUUGACGAGCUGAGCCUUCCCUACGACAUUGAGUCCGUCAUGCACUAUGGAAACACGUACUUCAGCAAAAACGGCAAGCCCACCUUACAAAGGAUCGGAAACCCAAGCUAUCCACUCGGCCAGCGAAACGGCUUUAGCGCUAAUGACAUAGAACAGCUCAAUAGGCUCUACAGUUGCGACGUUGCUGCAGGUGGGUGGAGCCAAUGGAGCUCAUUCACCCCAUGCGAUGACGCUUGCAUGAAAACCCGCCAGCGAUUUUGUAGGAGCCUUGACUCUGCCGCCUGUGAUGCUGCUAUUCCUAACGGAGUUCAACAAAACACAGUCGCCUGUUCAUCAGAAGAGUGUAACGCGCCUGUCGAUGGUCACUGGGGCCGCUGGUCAUCUUGGGGAGCCUGCAGUAAAUCAUGCGGUGAUGGAACUCACGUCAGAACAAGAUUGUGUGACGAUUCCCAGGCCAAGAAUGGCGGCAGUGGGUGUGUCGGUGACAGCUCCCAAUCCGAGGCCUGCAACCUGGCGUCGUGUGGACUGGGUCCUGAUGACUGCGAGUUUAAUAAUGGAGAUUGUUUCUGGGUACCCGACCCGUCCUCCAGCGCCUCCUACUGGUCUCGAUCGCCAGCUGGUACCCCUAGCGGCUACACCGGACCCGCCGGGCCCAGGACUGGACUAGGGUAUUACGUUUAUGCUGAGGCGUCGCAAUGCGCCGAAGGCAGCGCUGUACGACUGAUGAGCAAACAAUUCCCAGCUACUGCCGGGCGCUGCAUGAGUUUCUACUAUUACGCGUACGGGCUGACAUACGGUAGCUGGAAUAUCUACGUUCGAGACAGCGCUGGCGCGAUGAGGAAGAUAUACGGGAAAGUGGGUAGUCAGGGAGAACAGUGGUUUAAAGACAGCGUUUCUAUCACCAGCUCUACAAACUACCAGGUCGUAUUUGAGCUCGUCUGUGGAAGCAACUACGCUAGCGACUUGUGCAUUGAUGACGUCAUGUUUACAGAUGGAGCUUGCUAAAACAAUAGCAAGGAAAACGUUUCAGAUGAGCUACAAAAUAUCAUCAAACAGAUAUUGAAUUCAGGAUCGUCCAACGGAUACACGUGCCGUCUUUGUUCGGAUCAUAGAUCUUUGCAAGCCGUAAAAUAGAUAAAAAAGUAAAAUAAUGUUAAUGAAAAUUUUUUUUAGAUUCAUAAUUUGAAGUAAUACUAAGUAGAACUAAUUGAAUAAAGCUUCAAAGUUCAUUCAAA
This is a messenger RNA of Nematostella vectensis (starlet sea anemone), 1888 nucleotides long. RefSeq names its product zinc metalloproteinase nas-14. The record is from RefSeq and is a predicted model, not a curated record. Gene Ontology annotation, biological process: proteolysis. NCBI's taxonomy places the organism in Eukaryota, Metazoa, Cnidaria, Anthozoa, Actiniaria, Edwardsiidae. Gene Ontology annotation, molecular function: zinc ion binding; metalloendopeptidase activity. Gene Ontology annotation, cellular component: membrane. The coding region runs from base 72 to 1658 and encodes 528 amino acids. The transcript has 11 exons.